GCAUUCGCAUUGGACGUUACCAGACGUUACUAACCAAACAAUCAAGCAGACUUGACAGUUUGUUGAUACCUUCACCCAUCCUGUGGUUAGAGGACUACAGAAAUAUUGACAUUAUAACUGUCUAAACCGUAAAGUCUUCAAAUUAAAAAUGGAUGACGUUGGCGAGGAAAGUCAGUUUGUCGUCGAUGAAGUAAGCACUAUAAUUAAGGAAGCUGUCGAGAGUACUAUUGGUGGAAACUCAUAUCAACAUGCCAAAGUCAAUCAAUGGACGUCAUCUAUUGUAGAAACUCUUCUCGGAACACUUACCAAGCAACAGAAACCUUUUAAAUAUAUUGUAACGUGUACUAUAAUGCAGAAAAAUGGAGCAGGUCUUCACACUGCUUCAUCUUGUUACUGGGACAACACAUCAGAUGGCAGCUGCACUGUGCGCUGGGAAAACAAAAGCAUGUAUUGUAUUGUUUCAGUUUUUGGUUUGGCCAUUUAAUUUGAAGAUUUUAGAGAGACAUUCCAUUAUCCAUGUUAAUUAUGUUUGAGGCCAGUGCUCUUAAAUUUGGAAGCUCAAAUGUAGCUAUUUCAAAUUAUAGUUGAUUUUAACUCUUUAUUAAAUCAAAUGAUAGUUUCCCACUGGCUAUAAUCUCUCUUGUGUGGUAAAGUGCAAUAUUUUUAGACACUAUUUUAAAAAUUAAUUGUAUAUCAAAUUUGCACUAAACUUUCCUAGCGUUUCAACUAAUUCCGAUUAUUUAUUACCAUCAGCAUCAUUGACUAGUAUUUGUGAUAAACAAACAUUGUACAGUCGAUUUCAGUUAGUACGAUCCUGUUGGGACUGAAGGCCCAAACCGCUGUAGGGAAAUCGCAAUUUCAGAUUGUAUUUAAAGCAUACAAAUGCAAUGGGUCCACAGGAAUAAAACAUAAUAACGGGUUAAUCUUUGUUUUUAGGGCUCGUAUGAACGAAUAUUGAAUGUAAUACCUAAUUGCUAUUGGACAAAAGAUAACAUUUAAGAAUGGUUUCCUUCCUUAUUUAUUUAUUUAUUAAAUUUUAUAUAAUACAGCUUAAUAAUGCAUUCUAUAAGGAGUAACAUGGAAACAAGAUGUAAAAUAAAUAACUUAAGAAUGAUCA
Molecule: messenger RNA, 1117 nt
Organism: Frankliniella occidentalis (western flower thrips)
Lineage: Eukaryota; Metazoa; Arthropoda; Insecta; Thysanoptera; Thripidae
Gene: Dlc90F
Product: dynein light chain Tctex-type
Exons: 3
Coding region: 149-484 (111 amino acids)
Biological process (GO): microtubule-based movement
Cellular component (GO): cytoplasm; cytoplasmic dynein complex
Molecular function (GO): dynein intermediate chain binding
Source: RefSeq, a predicted model, not a curated record